Cuculus canorus (common cuckoo) is the source of this 1833-nucleotide messenger RNA. RefSeq names its product homeobox D10 (gene HOXD10). NCBI's taxonomy places the organism in Eukaryota, Metazoa, Chordata, Aves, Cuculiformes, Cuculidae. Gene Ontology annotation, biological process: regulation of transcription by RNA polymerase II. Bases 72 to 1091 code for a protein of 339 amino acids. The transcript has 2 exons. Gene Ontology annotation, molecular function: RNA polymerase II cis-regulatory region sequence-specific DNA binding; DNA-binding transcription factor activity, RNA polymerase II-specific. The record is from RefSeq and is a predicted model, not a curated record. Gene Ontology annotation, cellular component: nucleus.
CACGGGAAUGUUUUCCUAGAGAUGUCAGCCUACAAAGGACACAAUCUCUCUUCCUCAAAUUCCGCCCCAAAAUGUCCUUUCCCAACAGCUCUCCUGCCGCUAAUACUUUUUUAGUAGAUUCUCUCAUCAGUGCGUGCAGGAGUGACAGUUUCUACUCCAACAGCGCCAGCAUGUAUAUGCCACCUAGCACAGACAUUGGGACGUAUGGGAUGCAAACCUGUGGACUCCUUCCGUCUCUGGCUAAAAGAGAAGUUAAUCACCAAAAUAUGGGUAUGAAUGUGCAUCCUUAUAUACCUCAAGUAGACACUUGGACAGACCCGAACAGAUCUUGUCGAAUAGAGCAACCUGUUACACAGCAGGUCCCCACUUGUUCCUUCACUACAAAUAUUAAAGAAGAAAGCAAUUGCUGCAUGUAUUCCGAUAAGAGAUCCAAACUCAUUUCUGCAGACGUCCCUUCCUACCAGAGGCUGGUGUCUGAAUCAUGCCCCAUUGAGAACCCCGAGGUUCCCGUCCCAGGAUAUUUUAGACUGAGCCAGACCUACGCCACUGGGAAAACCCAAGAGUACAAUAAUAGCCCUGAAACGAGUUCAACUGUAAUGUUACAGUUAAACCCUCGCGGCAGCUCCAAACCGCAGAUAUCUGCUCAACUUCAGCUGGAAAAGAAAAUGAAUGAAAACCCGAACAACCAAGACAGCACCGCUAAAGUCUCUCAAGUGGAAAGUCCCGAGCCCAAGUCCACGUUGCAAGACGAGCGGAGCUGCCUGCCCGAAGGCUCCGUGUCCAGCCCAGAAGUCCAGGAGAAGGAGAGUAAAGAGGAAAUCAAGUCUGAUACUCCAACAAGCAAUUGGCUAACUGCAAAGAGUGGCAGAAAGAAGAGGUGUCCUUAUACUAAACACCAAACACUGGAAUUAGAGAAAGAGUUCUUAUUCAAUAUGUAUCUCACUCGAGAGCGCCGUCUAGAGAUCAGUAAGAGCGUAAACCUCACUGACAGGCAGGUCAAGAUUUGGUUUCAAAACCGCAGAAUGAAGCUCAAGAAGAUGAGCAGGGAGAACCGAAUCCGGGAACUGACCGCUAAUCUGACCUUCUCUUAAACCCUAACCCCGGGGGGGGCACCAGUGAGGAAUGGGCACAGCACCACCACUUGCUAAAAGCAGGAGAGACUCUGGCAAAACCCGGCAUUUUCCAGUUUUGUUUUGGUUUUAUUUUUAUUUUUAUUUUUUCUGAUAGAAUGUGACUCUUCGUCCUUCUUUUAGCGCUGCAAGUGAAUAUGUAUUACUAUGAUGGUAUAUAUAAAACCUAGCACGUGUAAUUUAUUUUUGUUCUCAUCGUAAUGCAGGGUAACUAUUAUUGAAUAUUAUCAUUUGGUCUUAACUUAUUGGAACUGUCGAACAUCCAAGCAAUGUGACUUUUUCAUGUUUUUACUAACAAAAUGGUAUUUAUGUGGGGCUGUUACACGGGCCAUAACAUUUUGAGUACGUUCAAUACUUUAAGAGAAAAAGAGGGGGGGAACUUUGGGGGCGGGGGGAAAGAGAAGCACAUUAUAAUGUAACUAUCCUCGCAAAUGAACUUAGAGAUUGUCCUUCGUAAAAUGGAAUAUUUCCUUCUUCUCCAUUGUAGACAUUUCCUUGUGGUGCAUAUGUGGAAUAGUAGUCGUUCAGCAGCAAUAUGUCCUCUUGUGCAUGUUCUGUUCGCAUGUAUAAUGCAAUAAACUCUGUAAACUACUGCCGUUCCUUUGGUCUUCUACAUAUGUUUAAAGUAUGGAUGCAAGUUGGUCUUCUGGUCAUUCUCUAUCACAAGUCCUUUCGACUGAUGUACAUUGCCAUUUUCUAGUCU